CUGAGCGAGCGGCGUGCGAGCCAGGAGAAGAGGAGGAAGUGGAGCCCUGGCCCGGAGCACCAGAGUCAGCCGCCAGCCGAGGUCCGCCCCAUUUUGCAGAGCGAGCUGAGUCCGGACCUCGAAAGACUUCCCCACCGGGCUCCGGGCGCCGCGGCUCCUCGCCCGCGUCCUGACCAGCCCCGCCUGCCCCGGCCCCGGGUUCCGCCCCGGGUUCCACGCCGGGACACUUGCAGCCCUACGGUCCGGGGCGUCGUGGCCGGGACUCCUCGAGCCUCCGACCCUGAUUCAGUGCACCUGGGCGGGACGCUCCUGGCCCACCACACGGGUCCAUGGUUGUAGGGUGGUUCCCAGCCUUUUAUAGUGUGUGUCGGAGCCCCCAGCCCUCCGCCCGGGGUUAACGCAGGUUGCCCUCAGGACCCCGACUGAAUGCAAAGGAGCCCGGACGCCCCCGGCUUCUGUUUCCCCGAGACUAGGACCUUCAGCUGCUGCCGAUCCUUUGCUUCGGACUUGGGACCGGCGAGCGCCCAGGAAGCCCCGGCCCGGGUCCAGCGCCCCGUGAGGGAUCCCAGGCGGGCUGGACAGUCGGACUGAAUCGGACCGGGGUGGUGCUGCGAACCGAAGGGGCCACCUUUCUGCCGGCCCAGGCGAGGGGCUUGGCGCUUGCCCCGAAGAGAACACAGGGGCCCCUGCCCCGGCGGCCGGCGGGAGCCGAGAGCUGCAGGACCAGCCUGGGGCCCCCAUGGGCUCCUGAGGGCCGGGCACCAGGGCCGUGGGCACGAGCAUGGUAAGACACCAGCCCCUGCAGUACUAUGAGCCCCAGCUCUGCCUCUCCUGCCUCACGGGCAUCUACGGCUGCCGCUGGAAACGCUACCAGCGCUCCCACGAUGACACCACACCGUGGGAACGCCUCUGGUUCCUGCUCCUCACCAUCACCUUCGGCCUCACACUUACCUGGCUCUACUUCUGGUGGGAAGUCCACAAUGACUACGAUGAAUUCAACUGGUACCUCUACAACCGCAUGGGCUACUGGAGUGACUGGUCCGUCCCCAUCCUCGUGGCCACAGCCACCGCCUUCACUUACAUCGCGGGACUCCUGGUCCUGGCACUAUGUCACGUCGCCGUGGGGCAGCAGAUGAACCUGCACUGGCUACACAAGAUGGGGCUGGUGAUCACCCUGGUGUCCACAGUGGCGGCCAUAGCGGCCGUGGCGCAGCUGUGGGAAGACGAGUGGGAGGUGCUGCUGAUCUCCCUACAGGGCACAGCUCCGUUCCUGCACAUGGGGGCCCUGGCUGCCCUCACAGCACUCUCCUGGAUCGUGGCGGGACAGUUUGCCCGGGCAGAGCGGUCCUCCUCCCAGAUGGCCAUCCUCUGCACCUUCUUUGCUGUGGUGUUUGCCCUCUACCUGGCCCCUCUCACCUUCUCCUCUCCCUGCAUCAUGGAGAAGAAGGACCUGGGCCCCAAGCCCGCCCUCAUUGGCCACCGCGGUGCCCCCAUGCUGGCCCCAGAGCACACGCUGAUGUCCUUCCGGAAGGCCCUAGAGCAGAAGCUGUACGGGUUACAAGCUGAUGUCACCAUCAGCCGGGAUGGCGUGCCCUUCCUCCUGCACGACACCACCCUGCGGCGCACCACCAACGUGGAGGAGGAGUUCCCCGAGCUCGCCCGCAGGCCCGCCUCCAUGCUCAACUGGACUGUCCUGCAGAAGCUCAACGCCGGCCAGUGGUUCCUGAAGACGGACCCCUUCUGGACGGCCAGCUCCCUGUCACCCUCCGACUACAGGGAGGUCCAGAACCAGUCCAUCUGCAGUCUAGCUGAGCUCCUGGAGGUGGCCAAGGGCAAUGCCACACUGCUACUCAACCUGCGUGACCCUCCACGGGAGCAUCCCUACCGUGGCAGCUUCCUCAACAUCACGCUGGAGGCCUUGCUGCGCUCAGGCUUCCCCCAGCACCAGGUCAUGUGGUUGUCUAACAGGCAGAGGCCCUUUGUACGGAAGGUGGCUCCUGGCUUCCAGCAGAUGUCAGGCUCCAAGGAGGCGGCCACCAACCUGCGGAGAGGCCACAUUCAGUGGCUGAACCUGCGCUACACUCAGGUGUCCCGCCAGGAGCUCAGGGACUAUGCAUCCUGGAACCUGAGUGUGAACCUCUACACGGUCAAUGCACCCUGGCUCUUCUCGCUGCUGUGGUGCGCGGGGGUCCCAUCGGUCACCUCUGACAACUCCCACACCCUCUCCCAGGUGCCUUCCCCACUCUGGAUCAUGCCUCCGGAUGAGUACUGCCUCCUGUGGGUCAUCGCUGACCUGAUCUCCUUCACCUUCAUCGUUGGCAUCUUCGUGCUCCAGAAGUGGCGCCUGGGCGGCAUAAGGAGCUACAACCCCGAGCAGAUCAUGCUGAGCGCAGCAGUGCACCGGAGCAGCCGGGACGUCAGCAUCAUGAAGGAGAAGCUCAUCUUCUCAGAGAUCAGCGAUGGCAUGGAGGUCUCCGAUGAGCUCUCUGUAUGUUCAGACAACAGUUACGACACGUAUUCCAACAGCACCACCACCCCCGUGGACCCCCGAGGGACUGGGAGCCGCACCAAGGCCCUUACUGAUCGGAGUGGCCGUUAGUUGAAGACCUGUCUUCCCAAGCUGGACCUAACGCGGAGACCAGGGAACCCAAAAGAGCUGGCAGAAGUGGGUCUGGACUCGGAGUGCCCUGGGAGCUGGCUCCACAGCCUCCUCAUCGGCUCUAGCCCUCAUCUGCCGCAGCCUCUCACAGGGGUGGGGGCUCUCUCUUCCCUGAGGCCCAGCAGGGCUAGGACUCCAGCCUCUCUGAUGCCCCUGGGGCCUGGGGUCUGGGGCCUGGCCCUCCCCUGAGGUCCCUCCUUGUAUCCUGAACUGGAAGCUCUGUUGGGCCAUGCCCCUGCGGCAGUGGAGGAUGUGGAUGCUCAUGUGUGACCGUCCUCCUGUUCGUGCUGGGAGGCAGCUGGCUUCCCCAUGUUUCUCCUGCCCCAAGGACCUGGGGCUGAGCAUCUCUGCUCCUCACAUCAGUCUCAAAGCACAAGGAGGUUCGGCUCAGGAGGAAAGCCUGCGUGGUGGUGCAGCUAUUCCUCCCAACCAGGCCCCCUUCACCACCGGCCCCGCCCCGGGAACGGCCCGAGCCAUCUCCCCUGGGGGCAGCUGGAAAUGGCCAGGAGAGCAGGCUCGGGGCUACUCCAUCCCCUGCCCAAGGGUCCAGCAGUCCUCCGGGGCAGAGUAGCCCAGUCAGGAGAUUCACAGACUGACACGACCUCAGUGGCCACAGGGCAGGCGCCACCUGGGAAAAGUGUUCUGGGCAUGGUCAAGGGUGGGCAUGUGGCCAAGAAGGCCUGCAGUGGAGGGAGCCUGCGGGACCUUGGCCGAGAUGAUUAAAGCUGCCAUCUUGACACAUCA
Molecule: messenger RNA, 3403 nt
Organism: Pteronotus mesoamericanus
Lineage: Eukaryota; Metazoa; Chordata; Mammalia; Chiroptera; Mormoopidae
Gene: GDPD5
Product: glycerophosphodiester phosphodiesterase domain containing 5
Exons: 16
Coding region: 782-2599 (605 amino acids)
Biological process (GO): positive regulation of neuron differentiation; lipid metabolic process
Cellular component (GO): plasma membrane
Molecular function (GO): glycerophosphodiester phosphodiesterase activity
Source: RefSeq, a predicted model, not a curated record